Messenger RNA from Seminavis robusta, 315 nucleotides. NCBI's taxonomy places the organism in Eukaryota, Bacillariophyta, Bacillariophyceae, Naviculales, Naviculaceae. The record is from the annotation of a GenBank genome assembly.
AUGAUGCCAUUGGCGUCGACGAUGAUACGAUGGAAUGGGGUAUCGACUCUUCUUGGCAUGCAAAACUCCCAAAGAUUGCUGAUUGCACCAUCCAACGUCGUCUGCCGAUGGAAGCACUCGUUCAAGACAAAUCGAAGUGCCUACAAGCGUUUCCGUGUCAGAGGAGACGGCAGCCUGAAGCGAAACAAGGCGGGUAAAUCACACAAUACGGGGCACAAGGGUCGUCGCCGUGUCACGAAUCUAUCGCAGUCAACUGGGAUAAUGGAGCCCAAGAUUGAGAAGCGGAUGAGGAUGUUAAUUGGUGCCAAAAAGUAG